This is a messenger RNA of Salvelinus sp. IW2-2015, 1556 nucleotides long. NCBI's taxonomy places the organism in Eukaryota, Metazoa, Chordata, Actinopteri, Salmoniformes, Salmonidae. The record is from RefSeq and is a predicted model, not a curated record.
AUAAUCAUGAAACCAUGAACAGGCAACAGAGCUCAGCCCUAUCGAGGACAACUUACAUAAUGAUCAGAUUUAGCCUUUCUGCCUUGUCUUAGACAAUAAUUCCUCAGUUGCUUAAAAACUUACCAGUGCAGGCCUAAUCAUGUGUUCCUGGCCUUGACCCAAGCAUCAACUGUUUUAUGAAUGACUUCUGCAACUUCCGGAGUGUACCAGGCUUUCGAUUUACUUUUAACCCUUCAUUUUCUGAAGGGAACAUGAUUAUCCACAAUASUAUUGAAGAYAUCUGCAAAAUGUCUCAAAGCUAAAUCAGGUUCAGAGAUAUCURAAAUACAAKCAAGCCUCURAUAGGCUGGGUGGAAUUGUUGCCAUAUUGUGGACAGCUAUCUAAUCCUCUAACAUCUCCACAAGAGUCUAGCGGGCUAGAGGCUAUAGGGGUUGGUUUGAGAUUCAGGAUCUGUGAUGAGGACAUAUCUAGCAUCUCAUCUCCUCCCUAGCUUCUUGGAUGACAUUGAGAUCAUGCUGAAAUGGCGCCCCCCGGUGCUGUAUAAGUACCUGUGGAAGUACGUGUGUCUGUUUGCUAUGGUGGGCCUGCUGGCGGCAAGUCUACUGCGAAUGGUCUUCAAACGACCGACCUACACAGCCUGGAACCACACCACAGACAACUCUGGAGUACCCAGGCUGGGCCCUGGCCAUGUUGGCCAUGCUGAUCCUGGCUGCCACCCUGCCUGUCCCUGUUGGCUACUUCCACUCCUGGCUGAAGAACCGUGGCAUGGACCCCGAGGGGGAGCUCGCGGGCCAGGAGAUAGACCGAGAGAGGUACACCAAGUGCAACUCCAGAGACGCCCUGGACUCCAACUCCCAGCAUACCCCUUCGGUGGAGGAUGAUGGCCGACCCAGGGCUAGCUUCCUACCACUGGGCCUCGACCACUACAGACUCCUCCCUCAACAGGAAGACGUGGAGGAGGAGGAAGAGGAUACGAUGUGAGAGAGCGGUUUGAGAAUCGACGGACGAAGAGAGGAGAGUGGCAGUGGGAAAGAGAGACCCACUUUAGAGAGAGAGAGAGAGAGAGAGAGAGAGAGAGAGAGAGAGAGAGCGUCUCUUGACUGAAAUAGUGGUAAGGACUCCACUUAUAUCCCCAGACUUUUAAUUGAUAAUGAAUCUUAAUAAUGUAUUACAAUGUAUAUGACCGUUUAUCCAUAUUACCAAAGAAACCUAAUAUUAGCACAAUGUAAUAACUUGUAUCCUUAGUGCCAACGCACACCUAUCAGUGACCUAUCAUAAGUGACUUAUCAAACUUGACCUAUGAUAAGCGAGCUAUUAUAAGUGACCUAUCAUAAGUGACCUAUCAUAAGUGACUUAUCAUAAUUGACCUAUCAUAAGUCACCUAUCUAUCAUAAUUGACCUAUCAUAAGUGACCUAUCAUAAGUCCCCUAUCAUAAGUCACCUAUCAUAAGUCACCUAUCAUAAGUCACCUAUUAUAAGUGACCUGGGGUGGCAGGUAGCCUAGUGGUUAGAGUGUUGGGCCAGUAACUGAAAGGUUUCUGGAUCGAAUCCCCGA